CGCGACGGUGACGCGCACCGAGAGUUGCGGAGCGUGAGUCCUGAAGGGCAAAUAAGAGACUGGAGAAAACGACCUUAAUCAAAUCAAGGUGGAUUUCCCUCAUCCCUAUUUCCACAUAGUGGACAUGGUAGAUUACACAGCGCAUGUUGUCAGAAUUAUGUGUAUGGCGAACAUGUUAAUGAAUAAGAUCUUGUGUCUGACAAGCAUAAGCGUCAUCAUAGGUUUUGGUGGGCAUGAUUUCACUGGUGACCUACAGUAGCACGGGAUGCGCCGUACAAAGCGGGACUGAAAUGCCAGACGGGAGAGGCAGAGACCUUCAGGACGCUCGGGACAUCGAUUCUUGAGGAUAUAUUUAUUUGUUACCGGAUAUACAUCUCUCUGGAGCAUAAGGACGUACUCUAUUUCCACCGGGAAUUCUGCUGCGAGGGAGCCGGUAUAAAUGAAAUGCACGGAAUGCGCGGAAAACUCCUAUAAAAUAUCAUUUAUUAAGGAUUAGUUAUAGCUAAUUAGUAAUAAAUGCGCCCGAUUCUAUCCUGAAGGAGCUUUGAAAUUUACGAUAUAUAUUUUUUUGGUUUUGGCUUUACUUAAACCAUGACGGGAAUUACAAUUGCUUUGUUUUUUGAGAAUCUGCUGAGUAAAUUGUCCCUGUUUGGAUUAAAGAUGUUGGAUUCGGACGCGAAUGUGGAAUAAUCAUUCAUAGAGAAUUAACAAGGACUGGACGUUGGACCUGGUGUAUUAUUUACAUAACUAUUUCAGACUUUUCUUGGCCAACUUAAACAAUGGGGAUCAAGCUGAGGAUUAUUCUGGGAAUGUUUCAGUUCGUCACGCUUACUAGAAUACCCACGCAAUGUGCCAGGACACAGUCAGACCACUGGAUGCCAACACAGAGCCACAAGUCUGGAGAAGUGGUGAGGUGGCUGGAUGUGUUUCAGAGAAGCGGAUGUCACCCCAGAGAGACGCUGGUGGAGGUUUGGCAGGAGUUUCCGUGGGAGACGAAUCACCUCUUUCUGCCAUCGUGUGUAACACUGCGCCGCUGCGGAGGCUGCUGCUCUGAUGAGGCCCUGGAGUGUGUGCCUUCACAAACACACACACUUGUCAUGGAGCUCAUGAAGACAUCGUACAUGAAGCAUGAACUUGUGCAACUGCCUUUCAUUGAACACAACCAGUGUGAGUGCAGGCUAAAAGCAAACCUUUAUGCAGAGCCAACCAGGCAAGGCCCUCAGACAACAAGAAGAGGCCGAAAGCGACAAAGAGGGAAACCAAAGCGAAAGAAACACAUGGGAAAAAAUUCAAUGAUUUUUGUGCCAACGACACCCCCUCCACCACCUCCUCCUACCCUGCCGCCAAGCUCCGCCCCUCCCACACCUGCCAGAGAGGCGUGUCCUCCAUGCCCCAUCCGCAAGAUGACAUCACAUCCUCCCUCCUGUGAAUGCAGGUGCAAUUUGAGGGAGGUGAGCUGUACAAAAAGAGGGAAGACACUCAACCAGAGCAGCUGCCGAUGUGAAACCCAAAGCGAAUAGCGAAAUCAAGCCAGCCAUUUAAUCCACCGAUCCAACUUUGAGGAGCUUUGAGGAGGUCAAAGGUUUGCUUAUUCUUUUGUCAUGGACUCUGAAGUUUGGGUCUCGCCCAGAAAGAGGGUUCAUCUUCUGGAAUAAACCACAGCCCCACCCCUGGCUCAUCACACACACACACACACACACACACACACACACUCACACACACAAACACUAUCACAGCAGUAUUAGAUGCAUUUACAUUCAGUUUGCACUGUAUCCCCCCCGCAUGUGCCCAGAAAAGGAAGCUUUCUGCCACUACGAUCCAGAUCUCCUUUAAUCAUUUGACACUGUGGACUCAAUGGGUCAAGCGUACCAUUGGAAUAUUCCGCGCUCAAGAGGUGGACUAUUGAGCUUAACCAAAACAGAUUGUGGGAUUUUCUUCAGUUCAGUGUGAUGUUAAGGAUAACAAGUGUGCGGGAAACUCUCAAAGGGAAAACAGAGUGUGUGUUUUUUUUUUCAACCAAACUACUUAAAGCCUCGAGUGGAGCGUUUUUGAUGGGAUGGAUGUUGACAGACCUUCAAUGUUGAGAGAACUCAAGUGUCUCUCUCCGCAAAUAGAGCAGCUCAUCCUGAGAACAUCUCCUCUGACCCUGGGCUUGAGUUAAAUGGAUGGAUGGGUCGAUUAGACGGAUGGACGGGUGUCUGUGUGGUCUGAGAUGGGAAUAAUAAGGAUCUGUGCGUCUAUCCUAAUUUAUUCCUGGCCUCUAUAAGUCCAUAAUGUGGCUUCACAGACUGUAUCAAUGAGUCUUUUUGUGUUUGUUUGAUUUGCUUUUUGUUCGGCGCCUUCCUUUUGGGAAUUGAAAGCUUUUCCCACUGGCUAGCCAGUGAGAGGAAUGCCAAUAGUAUAGAAACCUGGCUAUAUUCCAUUGGUGCUCACCAAACACACGUCUUCUCUCUCCCACACCCCCUAAUCACACUCAUUUUUCCUCUCUUUCUUUAUACCUUUCACUUCUCGUCUCAUUUUUCCCCCCAUUCUUUCUCCCUCAUGCGUACACAUACAAAUGCAAGCAGGUAAAUAUAAGCUUUUCUGUGUCGAUACGGAAAGAAGAAUUUAUUUUAUCUAUCUUAGUCCUUUUGUAAAGAAUACUAAUGUUAUUGUAGUCCGCUUUGUUUUAAGGAAUGUUUCUUUGUGUGUCUCUGUUAAUCCAACUUUAGAAUCCGGCUGGGUGGCCGACCAAAUUCACAGUCUUUUCAGCUGUGUUUGAUUUGAUUAAAGAAGAGAGACUUCGGAAAAAGGGAAAUGCCCCGUUCUGUGGGUGUUAAGUCAGUCUUAAUCAUCUCACAGGACCGGGAUUGUGACGUAUUUAUUUUUUAUAUCGAGAUGCAUUUUGUAUUAUGCUUUGCCAUGUUUCGUUUGGGACAUAUAAUCUGCUGCGCCUGUGAUGAUUGGAGCUUGGAUGAUGUAGCUGUUAAGUCAAUGUUGAGGACCACGAGACCAUGAAAGAAUCACUUUUUUUUUUAAAGGUGGUCAAUUAACCAAACACUUCUUUCCACCUUAUAUGUAGCAUUAUUGACUGAAAUAUGAUUUUCAACAGCAAGGACCUGAGGCCGACCUCACCUUAGAUGAUAUCUCAGAUUAUUUUUGUUUAGUUACUAUCUGCAAUAAUGUAAAUUAUUAAGAUCCUUUCACCCUCCAGACUACCUAGAUAUAGGAUGUGUUGUCAGCAUUCCCGAACUACUGAUCUUCGUUAAAGUUACCAUGAAAUCAUUUGCAACCCAUUUUACUUCCGCAGUGGGAUGUAGUUUGAGAAAUACAGGGUAGCACUUCAUUUUCGUAUUGGGAGAUGGUUAGUGAAAAGUUUGUGUUCCAAAACCUGAAUGUUAGUUUGCCUGAACCCGAUUUCUGAAGUAAAAAUUACAUUUAUUUUCUCCAUAAGGAAAUAGAUGCUUUCAAUAGUAUCUGAUUAACCUGUGAAGACAGAGCUGUUGUCCUGUUUUAAUGUUAUAAAUCUACUCAAAUGUGGUUGGUUUGAUUUAUAACUUACUUCUGCUGGUUCAUAUUUUCCUAUAUGGAUUUAAUGUAUUAAGAAGUGUUAGCUAUAAACCAAACCAAUCAGCAUUUAGUAGAUUCAUAACAUUAAAACAGAACUUUAAACUUAAAAACAGAACUCAUAACUUUAGCAGCUAAAUAUUUCAUCUGUUUCAGAUGUCUUUUUUUCUUUUCUUAAAGGCACAGUAUGUAAUUUUGACUACACAAGGGCACAUUUUCGCAAUAAACAUAGGCUUAGUUUGAUGACGGUGGAGUGUGGAAUCAUAGACGUUGUGGUCUUCAUUAAAAUAUUUAAAGCUUCAAAUAAUAGUAAUAUGAAGCAGAGUAAGCCAGAGAGUGCUGAAGCAAUUGUUAAUGAGAGUUGAGUAAAUGCAGCAUGAAAGCAGCUGAGCUUUUAUUAUGCCACAGUAGGCAUUGGAUGAUAAUUAGAUUCAAGGUUUACAGCAGAUUGCAAAAGUCAAGGUUCUAAAACUGCAAAAAAAUUUCUGUUAUACCAUACCAAAGGUAUAUGUAAAUUUUUUAAUGCUUAGUGUUGUAAAGAAAUCUGUUUUUGAAACUAAUGAAGAGAGCAGAAGUCAAUGAUUUAUUGGAAUUAUUUAGCCUGACAUGUUUACUGUUUCAAAAUUUUAUAAAUGUUUCCUAAUAUAAAAAGUAUUUUGUUCAAUGGGGGAAAACGUGUUUUUUUUUUACCCCGACAUAUAAUAAGAACUUAUUACAGAGCAGUAAAUACAAUACCGUGAUACUGCUUUGCGUCCCGGUGCAUGGUCUAACAGGGUUGUGCUUAUUCUCUUAAUGAGUUAUGGGUGUGUUUUCAGAAUAACGUGCAUUAAACCAAUCAGAGUCUCAUCUCUUAUUCCCUUUAAGAGUCAGUUGCGUCACACCAUAGUGCAUUUGCUAUUUACAUGGCGAACUUUGUAAGUGGAAAAACUGAGCGCUUCACACAAGUGAGAAAACAGUUUACCAGACCAUAUGACGAUAAAGAACGAGCCUCCUCCUUUCGGCCUUUUUACUUUCUCUCUACUUUACUCCUUUACUUUCGUGGAUAAGGAAACGGUGUUGUACGCACUCCAGUGAAGACAUCCAUUCGCCUACAUAUUUAAUUUAGUUUGUUGAGAGCAACUAUUUCUAUUUCUAUAACUAUUUCUAAAUUCAGUUCUAAUUUCCAGAAGAAAAAAAAAUGAACAAUAAUCACGAAGUGUGGUCAAAGGGUUAUAUCCAAACACACAUCCAAAACUCGUCAGGUGGACGAAUCAAAGCUUGUUUAUUAUAAAUAUGCAUAUAAUAAAUAGUACUAAUAAUAACAUUAUACUAAUGCAAAUUGUCAUGAAUAAACUGAAAAAACACCCCUGAGAUGAGGCGUAGAGGCAGUGGUUUUUAUAUUUAUGUCGAAAAUAGUAAUUUUUGUAACAUUUUAAUCCUUUAUUUUUUUCAUAUGUAAAGAAAAUUAGGGUUGCGUUGUUCUGAAAAUAGCAACACAUCAGGCCAAACACGUCUUGCUCCUUAUUGCGCCGGGUGUAUGAUAGGGCCCUAUGUAUGAAUUAUACACAUUUCAACAAUAACAAUACUGAAAUUGGAUGAAGGAAUUUCCUUGCCUCG
Molecule: messenger RNA, 5142 nt
Organism: Danio aesculapii
Lineage: Eukaryota; Metazoa; Chordata; Actinopteri; Cypriniformes; Danionidae
Gene: vegfba
Product: vascular endothelial growth factor Ba
Exons: 8
Coding region: 780-1520 (246 amino acids)
Biological process (GO): vascular endothelial growth factor receptor signaling pathway; positive regulation of protein phosphorylation; sprouting angiogenesis
Cellular component (GO): membrane
Molecular function (GO): chemoattractant activity; vascular endothelial growth factor receptor binding; heparin binding
Source: RefSeq, a predicted model, not a curated record